Gasterosteus aculeatus aculeatus (three-spined stickleback) is the source of this 3339-nucleotide messenger RNA. It is a transcript of the gene tex47, whose product is annotated as testis expressed 47. The record is from RefSeq and is a predicted model, not a curated record. Lineage: Eukaryota; Metazoa; Chordata; Actinopteri; Perciformes; Gasterosteidae.
GCGUUGUCAUGGUAACCCAAGAGGAGCGAAGACGCCCUCUCCACACUGUUAGCGAGAGUGUAGCUUACACGAACCAUGACUCCACACAAAAUCAGUCGCAUUUCUUCGGCAAACAGAGACCCCGAGGAGGAAGAAAGUGCCCCCGUGAGCAUGUUUGAUGUGCGCAACGGGGACAUGAGCGAGAGGAUUGUGGUACAGCGGAUGAUAGUGAUCGCUCGCCUCCGCCCCGAUCUUGCUGACAGGACAGAAUUGGGAGCUCAUCACAAAAAACUCAACUUUCAGCUCAGCAAAAGGUACACGUUGGAUAACACGACGGGCCUGCUGUUGAUUUAUCCAUCCUGUCUGCUACAUGUCAUCGAAUCAUCUGGGGACGUCCUGGUCUCGGUUUUGAGAGACCUGACAGACAUGCAACAACAGCCAGAUGGUGCCCUUGUGGAAGCUUCCAAGGUCGUGUUCAUGGCACAUAACCUUCAAAGCAGAAUGUUCCACCAGUGGAGCUACAAGGUGCUCGAUGCCGAUCAGGGGAACAGACUGGAAGAGGAAGAGAGCACGGAGGCUUUGGUCUGCAGCCUCCUGUCGGCGCUGCAGAAACUGAGCGAACACCUUCCAGCAUCUCCGAAGCCCGAGGCUGUUCCUGGGUCGGCGGUCGGAGGGACUCCGGAGCCGAGCGUCCCUCAGGCGGUUCUCAUGAAGCUGCUGACACGAGACGAGCUGCUGACUCCACAGCAACACCUGCAGAUGUUCAACUCGCCCUUAAACAUCAGCAUGGAUGCCGGACAAGUCGUACGAAGCAGUUGCCUCAAUACAGUUUAACCCUUUGGACAGAAGGUCAAAGAAUGUGUUUGGCCUUCAACAAAGCACCUCGGACGAGACUGAUGGAGAAAUCACUACAACAGUUUUAUAUCGGCAAAUUAAUGUCACGAGUUUUUCUUUUUUGCUGUUUUUCAAAAAGCUUCCUCCUGCUCCAAAAUAUCUCUUCAUGUAAACUUGUAUGAGUGAAAUAACAUUGAAUACCACAUUUACAACAAGAGCACAGAAAAGCCAAGCAAUAUAAAAAAAACAUUUUUAAUAGUUUCAACAUUCGGAUGAGGUUACUUUUAUUUCUAUGUUGCUUUACACUGUGUUCCGCUUGGUGAAGGCAUUUCCUCUUUACGCCAAACAUUUAUAAAGAGUCCACAGCGUCACACUAGUUUGACACAAAGAACUUUGAAGUCUAAAAAGAUUCCUUCAUCACUCAUGUGUUCCCUUUUUAUUUUGGCCCCUAUUACUUUAAGCAGAAAAAGAAAGGAGGAGGAUUGUAUUGCAAUGGCUGCAUGCACCACAGUGUAAUCUACAAACUGCACGAGUAAAAACGAUCCGGUUAGGCGUGAUUCAUUUUAUCUUGCUUGCAUUGUGAUUUCAGUUUGAAAGUCCAAUAAACUUCCUUUAAAAGCAGUUUUCUAUCAUGUGAGCUGCCCUCUGUUCUGAGCCAGGUGCGCUGGAUCUUAUCUGCUACGGAAAUUUUAAAAAAGGUGAAACGUACUUUUUCUGUCUGAAUCAUGAUUGUGUCAAUAAACUGUCGAUGGAGAGUUUAACGUAAAACAUGGUUUCAGGGCAGCGCGGAAUUCUUCUUCUUUCACAAAGGUCGGUCGAUUCACUUAGAAAAAAUAAAUACAAGCACACGAAUAUAGGACCGAAGAUGAGACACAAUUCAUAGGCAUGGUUAGAAAGCAUGCUGCUGACUUUCAUACAGGACAAUGUCAAAUCAAACGCCCCCUCCCCCAAAACCGGUCAUACCACAGCUAUCUAUCACACACCCAUCACUGUCUUUUACUUGAAUCUAUUUCCACAACACACACACACACACACACGAGCCUCAUCAAUCAGCGAUACAUUCCACCUGCAGAUGAAGGAAAAGGCCUUCGUGUUUCGGGGCUCAGAGGGGAUGCCAGGAACACUGGGAAACGUCUCUGCCCCACAGCCUUAUCACUAAUAAAGAUGUGUUUGAUGAAUACUGUAUAUGUACAAUCCUGAAGCCGAAAAACCCUUUAGUACAAAAACCAAGAGCAGCACAUUGUAACACAGAAAUCCAGACACCGACAGGACAGAUCAUUCACCUCAGCGCGGAAAAAAACUUUAAAUAUUAAAAUAAUAAAUAGCAUUUCCUGUGUCAGCUGGAGGAUCAGAUUGGAUUAUUGGUGUGAACCGUAGUAGAGCUUUGAACAGAUUAUCAUUUGAUCUUUUUGAUAACUGAAUAAAUGUUAGAGUGAAUCUGUUAAAUUCUUUUGGCUAUUGACCAUCAACCAUUAUUUUGAGAGCGAAACUAAUUGAUUGCUGCAGGCUUAAAUUGUUAGAAAAAGUCAAUUAACGUCCAACCCAAUUUUAAUUUGUUUCUCAUGACAUCUUUCAUAUUUAUAAUGUGUGAUUUGUCAAACUAAAAGAGAGCAAUGCAGUCGAUUCCCUUCAGAAUGUCUUUGAACCUCUUAAACCCGACUGGAUUGUGUUAUUGUCUGUCUGUCAUUACAGCUGCAGAUUGUGGGGAAAAAACAAAGUAUUUCAUAAUCAAACAUUUUUCUUCUAAAAUAUAAAACAUGCCUCGUCGCAAUGUUGAAAAAAUUAUAAAAUGACGCCCAGGACAUCUUGAAUUUUGUCAUUGAAUGUAAUGUAACAUCAUGUAGCUGCAGAGACAUGUUGGAAAGCCAACUAAAUAAUUAAAAUGCAACAUUAUUAAACGGCGUGACAUUGUUUUGUUAGUGUAGAGCUGAAAUCAGGGUUGGAGAGGUUCAUUCUGUAAGAGAUCUCUACAUGCUGUGUCCAUUUACAAAGCCUACGUUUUACCUAAUGUUAUUUUGUGUGAAAGUGGAAUUAUUGUGCUACAACCAGCGACAAUAUACACAAUAAUAUUCUAUAAUGUUCAUUGUCAUUUGUCUUUGUCAAUACAGCAUUUUCAUGUAUAUCUAUAUAUAUAUAAUAAAAUUUCUCCCGUGUCACUAUAUACAGAACACAUAUGUACAGAUAGUCCUGUGAUUAAUAUCUUUACUUAGAAGCGGGCGGCCAUGUGGACCAAAUUAAGUCUUUCACAUCUAAAAGGCAAAGAGCAAAACUGCUGCUGACAAACGCAAACCUCACUACGCCGGUUUUAUUGAUUUCUCAGGUUUUUCUCUUUGACCUCCUGAUUCCUGAAAAGGGUUUUGGAUGCGACAGCGGGGAAAUUCUGGUCCCGCGUUUGAAAAAUUCCUUUUUUAAAUUUUUUUAAUUCCUCAGAUGAGUCACAAUCACAACUCUUCAGACCUAGUAAAAAGUAUUCAGAAAUAUAUCUGUAUAAAUACUCUCAUCAAAAUAAACACAUAUACACACGUC